GAUGUGUCACUUCCGGCGCGACGGCGACAUGGGAGAGGAAAGCACAGAACCGUGUCAAAGGGAAAUGAGAAGAUGGGAAUCAUAACAGAGACCAGUACAGAGUGAAGGGAGGAAUGGAACAGCGGAACAACCGAGAAAAUGUUAUGGUUUUUAUUGGAGUGAUGAGGGAUAAGGUGCCAUCAGGCUUUACAGGCAUGGUAGAAGAAAACCCUUAUUUAUUACAAUAAAAGAUGUGUGACAGAUCUGGUAUCCUCCACUUCAGAUUGGACAAUCAUGGUGACCGUAUGCUAGACAGAAUGAAUGUCCUGCGCCAGCAAAAUAAAUUUUGUGAUGUAACGGUGCACAUAGAUGAUGUGGAUGUGCCAGGACACAGGGUGGUGUUUGCUGCCGGCUCACCUUACCUGAGAGAUCAGUUCUUGCUCAGUGAUUCCCAGGAGGUACACAUUUCGAUUUUGCAGAAUUCGCAAGCUGGCAAACAGUUGCUCCUUUCAUGUUACACUGGAGUCCUUGAGUUCCCAGAGAUGGAACUUGUCAAUUACCUGACUGCUGCUAGCUUCUUGCAGAUGAGUCAUGUGGUGGAGAGGUGCACACAGGCUCUGUGGAAAUUCAUCAAACCCAGACAGGCUGCAGAGAGAAAUGAAGUGGAGAGAAAUAAAGUACAGCACACCAUAGAACAAGACGAAGAUGCUGAGGGAAACUUGCAUCCAGAUUCACCACCUGGCCACCAAUCUGAAGACAGCAUGGAUAAUGAUGAUAUCCAGAUUGUUAAAAUUGAGUCUAUUGGUGAUGUAUCCAGUGAUAAAACCAAAAUCUGCCAGAGCCCGUUUACGUCUCCUGAACAAACAGCAUUACACUCGCUGGAGCCACAACACUCUCUAAUUAACUCCACCGUGGAAAACAGAGCUGGGGAGACAGAUGGCAACCCUCUGCACAGCUACACUAUGUCUGAUAACAGUAGUGAUAACAUGGGACCAUCAGCAAGGGAACUGUUUGGGUCUCAUAACAGGAUCUUGGACAAAACCCUACAGUGGCAUCACCAGUGCCCCAAGUGCACCCGUGUUUUUAGGCAUUUGGAAAACUAUGCCAACCAUUUAAAAAUGCACAAACUAUUUAUGUGCCUGCUGUGUGGCAAAACAUUUACACAGAAGGGUAACCUCCAUAGGCACAUGCGUGUUCAUGCAGGUAUCAAACCCUUCCAGUGCAAGAUAUGUGGGAAAACAUUUUCACAAAAGUGUUCCCUGCAGGACCAUCUUAACUUACACAGCGGGGAUAAGCCUCACAAAUGCAACUACUGUGACAUGGUCUUUGCACAUAAACCUGUUCUGCGGAAACAUCUGAAACAACUGCACGGUAAAAACAGCUUUGACAAUGCCCAUGAAAGGAACAGCCAAGAUAUUAGUCUGGACUUUGAUGCAUUUACAGGCACCCAUGAAGGAAAUGAUAUUAUAACACAGAAUCUACACAAAUGAAAUGCUUGUAAAAUAAAAUCUGGUUUUAAGCCUUUAAAAUUGCAAUCAUGCACUAAUGUUAAACUGUGGGACUUGUGACAGACAAGUCAAGGUGUGUCCAGUAUAUUUAUAGUUACAUUUCUAGGAGGUCAGUGUGUCAGGAGAGAGUAGGUGAGUUGGAGAGAAGCUAAGGCAAUUUAAUACCGAUGAAUGAACAGAUGUGCUUCACAGGGAGCCACUAACUUUUGCUUUCAGCUCCCAAAUAUCAGUUGGUAGAUUGCAUAUAUUGUUUAACUGGGAUUGUUUCUUUAAAAUGUGUAGUGAUAUUGAAAGGUUGAAAGUUUCAGCUCUCUAGCUCUCCUCCAAGGUAGUGAAUAAACCCCAGAGUUUGUUCAUGUUUGUCCUCAGCUAUACUAAACAGUGCAUGUUAUCUGUUCCACAGGCAGCCUUUUCACUAACACUGAUUUUAGGUCA
Spea bombifrons (plains spadefoot toad) is the source of this 1922-nucleotide messenger RNA. RefSeq names its product zinc finger and BTB domain containing 26 (gene ZBTB26). The transcript is spliced from 2 exons. NCBI's taxonomy places the organism in Eukaryota, Metazoa, Chordata, Amphibia, Anura, Pelobatidae. Gene Ontology annotation, molecular function: RNA polymerase II cis-regulatory region sequence-specific DNA binding; DNA-binding transcription factor activity, RNA polymerase II-specific; protein binding. Bases 231 to 1469 code for a protein of 412 amino acids. Gene Ontology annotation, biological process: regulation of transcription by RNA polymerase II. Gene Ontology annotation, cellular component: nucleus. The record is from RefSeq and is a predicted model, not a curated record.